Alnus glutinosa is the source of this 2260-nucleotide messenger RNA. RefSeq names its product protein NRT1/ PTR FAMILY 8.2-like. Lineage: Eukaryota; Viridiplantae; Streptophyta; Magnoliopsida; Fagales; Betulaceae. Gene Ontology annotation, molecular function: transmembrane transporter activity. The coding region runs from base 227 to 1954 and encodes 575 amino acids. Gene Ontology annotation, cellular component: membrane. The record is from RefSeq and is a predicted model, not a curated record. The transcript is spliced from 5 exons. Gene Ontology annotation, biological process: transmembrane transport; oligopeptide transport.
UGUAUAUGAGCAAAUUCCUCUCUCUCUCUCUCUCUCUCUCUCUCCCUCUCUCUCUCUCUCGCUCUACUGCUCUUCUUCUGUUCUUGAGACGGCUACUGCUUGUCUGGAUACAUAUAAUGAAAUGUGACUCACCAGUGCACUAUUAGCUCAACCUCAACCAAGUUGUCGGGUUUUUAAGUUAACCCCCUACAAAGAGGAAGCAAACACAAGAAGUUUCUGAAGAACCAUGGCUGAAGAUGAUAUGUACACAAAAGAUGGGACGGUAGAUUACCGUGGGAAUCAUGCUGAUAAAAGUAAAACUGGAACCUGGAAGGCCUGCCCUUAUAUUCUAGGAAAUGAAUGUUGUGAAAGAUUGGCAUACUAUGGGAUGAGCUCCAACUUGGUGCUUUACUUUAAGAAGCGACUCCAUCAGCAAAGUGCCACUGCGAGUAAAAAUGUAGCAAUUUGGAGUGGAACAUGCUACAUCACCCCAUUGAUUGGAGCAAUUUUGGCUGAUGCCUAUCUUGGAAGAUAUUGGACUAUUUUCUGUUUCUCCAUCGUCUAUGUUAUUGGGAUGACACUUUUGACUCUGUCAGCAACAGUCUCUGGCCUAAAGCCAACAUGUUAUGGAGAAGAUAAUUGCCAUGCAACAGAUACACAAGCUGCAGUGUGCUUUCUAGCACUUUACCUGAUUGCAUUGGGAACUGGUGGGAUUAAGCCUUGUGUCUCAUCAUAUGGAGCAGAUCAAUUUGAUGAUACUGAUGAGGUUGAGAAGAAACACAAAGCUUCUUUCUUCAAUUGGUUCUAUUUCUCGAUCAAUAUCGGUGCUCUUAUUGCUGGUUCUUUGCUGGUUUGGAUACAAGACAAUGUGGGUUGGGGAUGGGGCUUUGGCAUCCCUGCAGUGGCCAUGGCAAUUGCUGUAUUGAGUUUCUUUUCAGGUACUCGGUUGUAUCGGAACCAGAAACCUGGAGGCAGCCCUCUGACACGCAUCUGUCAGGUGAUCUUGGCAUCCUUGAGAAAAUGGCAGGCUGAAGUACUAGCUAACAAGUCCAUUUUGUAUGAGACUGCGGAUGCAGAAUCUGCAGAUGCAGAAUGUGCUAUCAAAGGAAGCCGCAAGAUUGAUCAUACAAAAGAUUUCAGUUUCUUUGACAAAGCGGCAGUGUUGGUGCAAACAGAUCACGUUAAGGGCUCAGUAGACCCUUGGAGACUUUGCACAGUUACCCAAGUUGAGGAGCUGAAAGCUAUUAUACGAUUGCUUCCUAUAUGUGCCACAGGUAUCAUCUUUUGCACUGUCUCCAGUCAGAUGGGCACCUUAUUUGUGUUGCAAGGCGCCAUCAUGGAUGUUCGCGUUGGUUCAUCUUCCUUCGAGAUCCCACCUGCAUCUCUGUCAAUCUUUGACACCCUUAGUGUCCUUUUUUGGGUCCCAAUCUAUGAUCGAAUCAUUGUCCCAUUAGCUAGAAAAUUUACAGGUCAUAAAAAUGGCCUAACUCAACUCCAGAGGAUGGGCAUUGGCCUCUUCAUAUCCAUUUUUCCCAUGCUAUCUGCAGGAGUUUUGGAACUUGUAAGACUUAGAAUGGUUAGAAGGCACAACUACUAUGAACUUGAGCACAUGCCCAUGUCCAUAUUUUGGCAAGUUCCUCAGUAUUUCUUCAUAGGGUGCGCUGAAGUUUUCAUAUUCAUUGGGCAGAUAGAGUUUUUUUAUGAGCAAGCACCUGAUGCCAUGAGGAGUCUGUGCUCUGCUCUCCAACUCACCACCGUGGCACUGGGGAACUACUUGAGCUCUCUGCUUGUAACCAUUGUUACCACAGUGAGUACAAGGCACGGGAAGCUUGGAUGGAUACCAGACAAUCUGAAUUAUGGUCAUAUUGAUUAUUUCUUUUGGCUCUUGGCCGUUCUGAGUGUCCUGAACUUGGGAGCUUUUCUCUUCAUUGCAAAAUGGUACACAUAUAAAAGGCCUUUGGGGACUCUCAGAUGAUGGUUUACUCUGGUGGCUGAAGCACUUGUAUAUAAAGUACAGCCUGCUUAAUGAGUAUCAUCUCCUUAUGUAUGCAACACAGUUGGAAGUCUACUUCAUAUACAACAGUCUCUGUAUGCUAUUUUCAUUAGAUAAUGUAAAACAAAAAUCAAAUAGGGUGAAAAAAGAAAGUGAACUACAAUAUGAAUUAAGCCAAUGUUUUCUUUCUUCAGAUACCAAUGUACCACAGGAACAAUUUCUGAUGGUUGAAGGACUUGUAUAUACAGCCUGCUUAAUGAGUAUCAUAUCUUUAUGUCAGGAACACAA